GCGACGAUCCCAGUGCAGCCCGCCGCUCACCUGGGCCGAGGUUACGCCCCCGGGCGGAGCUCCCCACAGCUUGGCCAAUCAGUGCCCUCUCCAGGGGCGUGGCCUCAGGGUCCAGGUGCCCCUAGAGCUCCUCCGAUGCUAGGAUGCUGGGAAGACAGACACUCCCUCUAUCUUCCCUCUUCUUAAGGAGGCGUGUUGAGGCUGGAAUUUCUGUCCCUUGAAACCAAAACUCGGAGGGCGGCCCCUUAGGGGCUUAUAGGUCCACGAACUGGUCCCCUCUCCUGGGCCGCGGUGGUACGGUCCGGAAGGUACCAAGGGGAGGACGGCGGGGACCGCCGUCUGGGCUGAAGUGGUACGCCAGAGGAUACCGCGAGGGGGCGCCAUCGCCCCCUCAUCCGGGCGGAGGUGGUACAGCCCGGAAGGUGCCAAGGGGGAAAACGGCGAGGGGAGCCAGCCGAGGUGGUACGGCCCGGAAGGUACCAAGGCCGCGGGUGUCGCCUUCGCCCCACCCCCGCCUGGGCUGAAGUGGUACGGCCCGGAGAGUGCCAAGGGGAUGACUACGGGGAUCACCCAGCAGCACCACCCCCGACUGGGCUGAGGUGGUACGGCCAAGAGGGUGCCAAGGGGGCGACAGCGGGGGGGAAUCGACCAGCAGCGUGGCCCCUCCACCGGCUCAGCAGCGGCGGCCGAGAAACCCAGACGCUCAGAACACUGCGGAACGAGUCCCGCGGGAUAGCGGGAAGCCGUGGUUGGCUUCCGACGCGUCACUUCCAGCUCAUGGCUUCCGGGUCCGCCCGCGCCCCGCCCGGUGCCGCCCGCAUGGCCGCUGCCUCCAGCCCCGCGUCCCUGCCCUGCGCUGCCCACCGCCCCUGAGAUGUCGGCAUCCACUAAGCCCGCGGCCCUGGCAGAGCUGGCUCCGGGCCCCGGUGAGAAGCCGGGGGGACGGCCGCUCCUGGCCUGGGGCCCCGUGUUUGGCCACCGGAGUGAGAAGAUCGCGUUUGGCCAGAGCGAAGGUGGCCCCGACGGGCAGGCGCUCACGGUCACCGUCACUGAGACGACCGUCAUCGAGGCGGACCUGGGCGUUUGGGGUGCCCGCGCGCUCAUCUACCUCACACUCUGGUUCUUCUUCAGCUUCUGCACCCUGUUUCUCAACAAGUACAUCCUGUCCCUGCUGGAAGGGGAGCCCAGCAUGCUAGGGGCCGUGCAGAUGCUGUCAACCACGCUUAUCGGCUGCGUUAAAAUAUUUGUUCCCUGCUGUUUGCAUCAGCACAAAGCCCGGCUCUCCUACCCUCCCAACUUCAUCAUGACCAUGUUGUUCGUGGGUCUCAUGAGGUUUGCAACAGUGGUUUUGGGUCUGGUCAGCCUGAAAAAUGUGGCGGUGUCCUUUGCUGAGACGGUGAAGAGCUCGGCCCCCAUCUUCACUGUGAUCCUGUCCCGGACCGUCCUGGGGGAGCACACCGGGCUGCUGGUCAACCUGUCACUUAUCCCUGUCAUGGGCGGCCUGGCGCUGUGCACGGCCACCGAGAUGAGCUUCAACUUCCUGGGGUUUUCGGCCGCCUUGUCCACCAACAUCAUGGACUGUUUGCAGAACGUUUUCUCCAAAAAGCUCCUCAGCGGGGACAAAUAUAGGUUCUCGGCUGCGGAGCUGCAGUUCUACACCAGCGCGGCCGCCGUGGCCAUGCUUGUCCCGGCCUGGAUCUUCUUCAUGGACUUGCCGGUCAUCGGGAGGAGCUUCCGCGCCAGCCAGGACGUGCUGCUUCUGCUGCUGGCGGAUGGCGUCCUGUUCCACCUGCAGAGCGUCUCGGCCUACGCCCUCAUGGGGAGGAUCUCCCCCGUGACCUUCAGUGUCGCCAGCACCGUCAAGCACGCCCUGUCCAUCUGGCUCAGCGUCAUCGUUUUCGGCAACAGGGUCACCAGCCUGUCAGCCGUGGGCACCGCGCUGGUGACAGCCGGAGUCCUGCUCUACAACAAGGCCAAGCAGCGGCAGCAGGAGGCCAUGCAGAGCCUGGCUGCGGCCACCAGCCAGUGCCCAGACAGCAGCCCUGAGCCGCUGCUCCCCCCGGAGCCCCGGCCACACCACUGAGCCCCGGAGCCUCAGGGGCGCCGCGCACCACGCCCGUGCUCACCGGCGGGGGACCCCCUUCACCUCUCCCGCUCCCUGGACAGCAGGCGUGGGGCCUCGGGCUCCACGGGUCACGGUCCGGGUGUGGGAGGUGCGGGAGGGCAGCCUUUCCUGCUCUUUCCUGGGAUGUUCGGUCAGAGCUGGGGGAGCUCGAAUCGGGGUUCCAGAUGUCAGCCCCUGGGCCGCAGACCACAGCUGCCACUGAGCCGUUGCCGAGCCACGUGACCUCCUCCUCCCGGCGGCCUCUGCGCACCCCCUGCAGCCAGGCCAGGCCCCGAUUCCUCUGUGGGUGACGGCCCCUGGGGACAGCUGCGAAGCCGGGGCUGCAGCUAGGUGCCAGCGGUCUCCCUCCCCACCUGCAGCCGGAGCAGAGAACCCGCUUCCCCACGCCAGCCGUCGGCGGCCACCGGAGGUACGUCCGGCUCCUCGGCUGUCAGGGAGUCUGUCCACUGGGCUCGGACAGGCUGCCCCACUGCCCGGACGCGGAGGCCACGGCAUCGGGGCACAGAGCAGAGAGGGGACAGCUGGGGUGCAGAGACCGGGGUUCCCUGCUCCUGAGGAUGGAGUGGCCGGCCCCCGCCCGGGGCGGAGCUGCCCGCAUCAGCACCACUGAGGAGCGAAGGCGGCCCCACCCCUUUCCGUGCCUGCUGCGCCGAGCUCCUCACCACCUGAAGGUCUAGCCCUCACCUGCGGCCGGGGCGUCCCCAGAGGCCCAGACGUGGCUUCCAGCCCAAGGCUGUGGGCAGCCCCCCGCGGUGUCUGGCUCAGGGAGGGGGCUGCUGUCCCUUCUGCCCCCCUGGGUGAGAGGCAGGCUGUUCGGGGCGCCCCCGGGGAGCACCCGCCCGCACUCAGCUGGUCAGGAGCCUUGCCUUGUCUCAUCAACGAGGCUGUUAGGACUUUCCCUCGUGAAUGAUGAGCAGGACGAGUGUGGAAUAUUUACAGUUUUUGUUGUGCUGCGUUUAAAAUGACAGUGUAGGUUUUUAAAAGGAGACACAGGCAUGGGUGGCUUCUGGAAGGCAUCGUGUAUGCCACGUAAACCACAGUCAGACCCGCGGCCCGGCCCGCCGCCUCCGGAGCACACAGCCCGACGGCCAGGUGUCUGAGGCCUGUGGUGGGGCUGAGGCUCCGUCCCUCACUUCACCCCUUGCCUCGCAGCCUGUUGGGAUUUCUGACCGGGACGCAGCCCCUCCCUCCCGCCAGGCUCGGGCUCUGGGGCUUGUCCGGUGCAGCCCUACUCGGGGCCGUGGGCUGGCGCCCUGGCCAUCUCCAGCCAACCUGCGGACAGAGCCACCCGAAGGCACAAAUCGUUCCCUGAGUCUCAGGCAACAGUCCCAGGUGUUCGGGGCCUGGGCUCCCUGAUUGCUUCUCUGGUUUUCCAGUUGGCUUCUCAACUGGAAAAUAUAAAAUAGCCCCUCCUGGAGAGCAAAUCUCUUGGAAACAAAGAGCAAUAACUACAUCUCAUUAAGUUCCGCUAACUUUAAAAAGCUUAUAAUGAUGAUGGAUUAAAAUGAGGCCUUUUAAACGACAAACAACCUUUUUACGAAGCUGACCUCCUGCUCCAGAGGACGGCGGGUCCCACGCACCACCUUCACUGUGCAGGGGUUGCUCGUGUGACUUUCCCAGGUUUUAUCCCUUUCCUCUUUUUCCGCUUCCCCCCAAAACAAAACUAAAGAGGAUUCUUUGGCGGUAGCUGGGGUGGCCGGCUGGUGCGUUGAUCUGUGAGGACCAGAGAGGAAGCACCGUUUCCCUGGGGCUGCUGCCUCUGCCCUCAGACUGUGGCCGCUGUGCCCACGGCUGAUGGUGAGACGUGAACGGAAGGGGUGCAUCUGUGGUCGCCCACGGCAGACUGUCAUCUGAGUGGGAUCACGUGCCAGCCGCCUGUGUCCGAGUGUUGUUAGGGACCUGGGUCCCUGCCUCCUGUGGACGCGCCCCUCCCUCCACUCUCCUCCUGUUCUGAUUUUCUAGAUAUUAGGACCAAGAAAGAUUUUCCUAAAUGAUUAGUAAAUGAGGCGAUUUCUAGCAAAGCUGCUUUUGAGACUUCUCCUCGUCCCGGGUGGGAGACCGCAAAACAUGUGCCGCAGCUGCAUUCUGUCUGCGUCUCCACCCCUAAGUCGUCCACAUGUUGGGCGUUUCCGGC
This is a messenger RNA of Kogia breviceps (pygmy sperm whale), 4259 nucleotides long. RefSeq names its product solute carrier family 35 member E2B (gene SLC35E2B). Lineage: Eukaryota; Metazoa; Chordata; Mammalia; Artiodactyla; Physeteridae. Gene Ontology annotation, cellular component: Golgi apparatus. The record is from RefSeq and is a predicted model, not a curated record. Gene Ontology annotation, molecular function: antiporter activity.